This is a messenger RNA of Psilocybe cubensis, 777 nucleotides long. RefSeq lists its product as uncharacterized. The coding region runs from base 1 to 777 and encodes 258 amino acids. Lineage: Eukaryota; Fungi; Basidiomycota; Agaricomycetes; Agaricales; Agrocybaceae. The transcript has a single exon. The record is from RefSeq and is a predicted model, not a curated record.
AUGCUCUCGAAAGUCGCGAAACGAGUACGCCGACAGUCACUUCCACAACCAACGUCAGAGGCAUGGACGGAAGUGCUGGCAGAAUGUGUACAGGACGCCCCCGAUCUGCUUCGCUGGAGUGCAAUUCCAGAUACACCGUUCCCUCGAGUAGUGAUGGGAGGAUAUACGAGAUUCUACGCGAACUCAAAGCUACUAUUCCCGCCGUCACCAUCCUUUUGCCCACUCCUCUCCCAGUUCCCUGAAGGAUCGCCGUCGAAGCAGGUGCCUUCCACAGCGCCCCUAUUCUCCUCGCCUAUUGCACAGCAGCAGCGCUUAAUUGUGAUACACGAAGCGUCACGGGAGACCAUGGCUUCCACAUCCCACAGUCGUGACGUGUCCAGCUCUACCAGUAUGAGCCCCAAAUCGCUCAGGCGACGGCGACGGCAGUUACUCCGAACUCCGAGUAUUGAACGGGACUUUGCCGUUCAUGCUCAACAGUUGUUCGCUUCGAACGCGUCUGACAAUGAAACGACGUCAUUUGACUCGCCAGCAUCCCCGGGUUCUGCCCAUUCGCAUUCGUCUUCGGAUUUGCAGUCUAGUCGAUCUGAAGGCCAUCAUUUCGAGGAACCGACUACGCCUACGACAAGUGUGGAGGGUGGAGACGAAGAUGAGCUGAAUACCGUAGAAAAUGGCGAUAAAGAAAAAUGGGUUCAACCAAGACCGAAGUCAUCUCCAUCAAAAAGACCAGACAGCGAAACUUCAUAUAGCACAGCCAAAAGCGACUUUGACGACAUCUAA